AUGUACAGGCAGGUUUUAAUACAUCCGGAGGAUAGAAAUUUACAACUCAUCUUGUGGCGCGAUGACCAUUCCAAGCCUUUGAACGUGUACGUUCUCAAUACCGUAACUUAUGGCACUGCAUCGGCUCCAUAUCUUGCCAUUCGAAGUUUACAUUAUGCGGCAGAACGUUACCCUGAGGGUCAUGAAGUUGGCAAGGCAGUCAUUACUAACGAUUUCUAUGUAGACGAUAUGAUAACUGGCGCAAAUGACCUAGACUCAUUACAGAUUAUUAAAGGUGAGGUAACAGAUAUUUGGAAUCAUUCAAAGUUUUCACUCUCGAAAUGGCACAGUAAUUGCCCAGAACUUAAUUUGGUUAAUCAAGGCACUAAGGAGGUGCGCAUUGACAAUGACGUCACUACUACUUUGGGCAUCUCUUGGUACCCCUCAGAUAAUACAUUCCGAUUUGAAUUUCGUCCUUAUAAGUCGUUCUCAAAAAAUACUAAACGUUCUAUUUUGUCUGUAACAUCAACUUUAUUUGAUCCUAUGGGUCUUAUUAGCCCACUUAUUAUAAAGGCGAAAAUUCUACUGCAAAAACUAUGGCUCAUCAAAUGUGACUGGGAUGAAUCUGUUCCUCAAGAUGUUGACAUGGCUUGGAAUAAUAUUCUAGCUGAUUUUCAUAAUUUGCCAAAACUGAAAAUUGGUCGUUGUGUUCGAAUGCCGAAUUCAACAACAAUUGAGAUCCAUGGAUUCACCGAUGCAUCUAUUAAGGCUUAUGUCUUCUGUCUUUAUUUCGUUUGUAAGGACUCACACGACAAUGUUUCAGUAAAUCUGUUGGCAUCCAAAUCUCGCGUGGCUCCGAUUAAAACUAGUACAUUACCAAGAUUAGAGCUAUGUGGAGCCCAUUUACUUGCUAUAUUUUGGAACCAAAUCAAACAAUAUUUUAAAUAUACUAUAUCAAAGGUCUACUUCUGGUGUGACUCACAAGUCACCCUACAUUGGAUAAGAAGUCAUUCGUCGUUCUAUUUUGUCGGAAAUCGUGUAGCUGAAAUACAAGAUCUUUGUGCUGACAUUUCUUGGCGUUACGUUCCUACAGAUCAAAAUCCGGCAGAUUUAGUAUCCAGAGGCUGCACUGUAUCUGAAUUAUGUGACUCGAAUUGGAUCCAUGGUCCAACAUUUCUACGUAAACCUAAUUCUGAUUGGCCUGUUCAUCAAAACAUGAAUCUAAGCGAAGAAAUAAUGUUAUUGGAAAAAAGAAAAUCUGCACUCGUUACCAAUAUUCAAGAAAUGCCUUAUAUGCUAAAAGUAUUACAUAAAUUUAGUAACUAUUUGAAAUGCCUUAGGGUACUAUCAUAUGUUAUCCGACUUCAGUCAAAAUUAAGGCCCAAAUCAACAAAUACAUCUCCAGAUGAGUUCACUUACACACUCCACCGAAUUGUUUGGGUUCUACAACAAUCCUAUUUCCCUGAGGAAUUUCAUGAACUGGAGAAAUCUGGCGUUGUAACAGGAAAAUUUGCGUCUCUGGCUCUGUUUAUAGAAAAUGUUUCAGGAGUACCAUUGAUACGAGUCGGCGGCGUAAUUCGAAUCUACCAGAACAAAUAA
Calliphora vicina (urban bluebottle blowfly) is the source of this 1578-nucleotide messenger RNA. RefSeq lists its product as uncharacterized. The transcript has a single exon. Lineage: Eukaryota; Metazoa; Arthropoda; Insecta; Diptera; Calliphoridae. The record is from RefSeq and is a predicted model, not a curated record. The coding region runs from base 1 to 1578 and encodes 525 amino acids.